AUGUCAGAAGUUUAUACUCAAGUUCAACUCAGCGACGGAGCCAAACUCAACGUCUGCCUCCUCGGCGCCGAAAACAAGUCAAAGCCCUUGAUAAUCUCUCUCCAUGGCGCACCGGGACUCUCGUCACACACCGGCAUAAAAGAGGACUUCAAGUUUCUCUCAGACAGGUUCCGCGUUCUCGUGUACGAUCUUCGAGGUAGUGGAGACAGCGAGGUCAAGGGGCCUUUUACCGAUGAGCAGUGGGUGUCGGAUCUUGAAGAGCUCAGAGCUUGGAUGGGAGACGAAAAGUUCAUACUUGCUGGAGGAUCUUACGGUGGCUUCCUUGCACUGAACUACGCCCUCAACUAUCCAAACCGUCUCCGAGCCUUGAUCCUUCGUAAUACCUGGGCAUGUGGUCCCCAAGGCACACAUCGCGCCCUAGCAAACAUUCUCCUAUCCGACCGCAUCAAUCCCGAUCCCAUGCGCCAAGUAAGGCUCUGGACUGGCAACGUGCAAAGUCGGGAAGAUGCAGAACAAGGCAUGGCCGAGAUUGUCCUCAUCUACACCCCCGAGAGCAAUCCGGAGCCUGAAUCAUUCGAGGGCGCAAGUACCGAACUUCGCUGGGAGGUUCACAACGCUGCGUUCUCUUGGUCACAGCCUCGUUUUGAUGUGAGGUCCAGACUGGUCGAGAUCAAGGUUCCGACCUUGGUGAUUGUUGGAAAACUCGACAUCAUUUGCCCUGUUGAAGAGUCUGAGAUGAUCCAGAGGUGCAUAAAUGGUAGUGAGCUUGUUAUUUUCGAGAAGUCGGCUCAUAAUCCUGCUACCGAUGAGCCGGAGAAGUUUCGAGGGGUUCUCUCGAAGUUCCUUGAAAGGCUUGUGUGGUAA
Molecule: messenger RNA, 864 nt
Organism: Fusarium musae
Lineage: Eukaryota; Fungi; Ascomycota; Sordariomycetes; Hypocreales; Nectriaceae
Exons: 2
Coding region: 1-864 (287 amino acids)
Molecular function (GO): catalytic activity
Source: RefSeq, a predicted model, not a curated record